This is a messenger RNA of Menidia menidia (Atlantic silverside), 1151 nucleotides long. The record is from the annotation of a GenBank genome assembly. Lineage: Eukaryota; Metazoa; Chordata; Actinopteri; Atheriniformes; Atherinopsidae.
AUGGGCAGGGAGCUGCCCCACAGCUGCCCCCCCACAGCGGCCCCACAACCUUUCUCACAUUUUGGGGCUGAAUGUAGGAUGAAGAAGAAGCUGAUAAUCGACGUGGACACGGGAGUGGAUGAUGCUCAGUCCAUCAUGGUCGCCCUCGCCGCCCCAGAUGUGGAGAUAUUGGGGAUCACCUGCUGCCAUGGCAACACGUCACUGGAGAAUGUUCUGAAGAACACACUGCGUGUCCUCAAAGUCUGCAACAGGCUGGACAUUCCAGUUUACAAGGGCUGCCCGAAGCCUCUGCUGGCCGGUAAACAGAAUGCGGGGGAUUUCCACGGGAAAGACGGGCUGGGGGACGUCCCGGAUCCAGAUGCUCCAGGCCUGGACCUGCUGCAGGAGAAGAGAGCCGUGCAGGCCAUGCUGAAGAUUGCCAAGGAGAAUGCGGGAGAGGUGACUCUGGUGGCCACCGCCCCCCUCACUAACCUGGCUGUUGCUGUGCAACUGGACCCUUCCUUCCCUAAAAAACUGAAAGGACUCUACAUCAUGGGGGGAAACACUGAGUCCAGAGGCAACACCACGCCGUGUGGGGAGUUUAACUUUGUGGCUGACCCUGAAGCAGCCUGCAUCGUGUUGGAGCGCUUCACUUGUCCCACCUACAUUGCCUCCUGGGAAUUCAGUUGCAGGCGGAGCCUUCCCUGGUCUUUUGUUGAUGAGUGGCUGUCCAAGGACACCGAGAAGGCUGCCUUCAUGAAAAAGAUUUCAUCCCUGUCUAUGACGAAAGCACGAUCGGCCGAAUACCAGAAAGAGAUCACCGCAGGAAAAGGGUUCAAUCCCUGUGACGUCUUUGCCAUGGCCGCUGCCCUCGAUGAUUCGCUCAUAACAGACAGCGAUGAGGUUGCUGUCACAGUGGAGCUGGCAGGGACCCACGCCCGAGGCAUGAUGGUGCUGGACUACAUGGAGCUGCUGAAAAAGAGCCACAAGGUUGUCAUCAUGAAGAAUGUUGACUCAGAGAAAUUAAAGCAAAUGCUCAUUAAUGCCCUCAAAUAGAACAACCAUACGAGUUAAUGGGGUUACCUAAAUGCGUUUGACUUCUCCUUCCGCUUUAAAGUGCCUUCAAAUCACUGUGGUUUGGAGCUGAAUCCACUUAAUUAAACUGGAAACGU